Messenger RNA from Schistosoma bovis, 3036 nucleotides. The record is from the annotation of a GenBank genome assembly. NCBI's taxonomy places the organism in Eukaryota, Metazoa, Platyhelminthes, Trematoda, Strigeidida, Schistosomatidae.
UUUUCAUAAAAAUAAGUUGUCCUGUAAUAAAGGCAGAUACGAUAUAGUGAUUAAAAUAGUUUAUGAGAUAUGUAUAAUGAGAUCUAAUAAAAAAAACUUAUUAAUUGCCAGCUCCACUUUUAAACAUUAAAUAAACUACUACUAGCUGAAUGUACAUAUCAUCGACUAUUUUAAUUGAAUUUGUGUAACACUAAUGUGGAAUGGUCUAUUAAUGGAGAUUUCUUAAAAUGGACAAACAAUGCAGUUUAUACUUCUGUCAAUACUUUUCAAAAGUUUAAACAGCUUAGAAAAAUGCACUAAGACUUGACCGAAGACUUUAAAUGUAAUAACUAAAAGUCUUUCUCAGCAGUGCCGAAAGACUCACUCUAGUUCUUCUAGAUUUUGAAUUCCAACAUUCUUUUGUGUACACCUUUCCAUUUCGUCCUUUUAAACCCUACUAUUAUUGCUUAAUCUCCUUCAUUGUCGUUACUGCUGUUUUUUAUUUUCCUUUUGUUUUGUAUUUUGUUGACUUUAUCUAGUCCUAAUGACUUACGGGGACUGAAGUCAACUUAUAUCUAUUUCAGGCUUUGUGUUGAUAGUGACUAAAUCAAUAUUAUACGUCAUCAAAUACUUUUCUAUUGUCAAGCAAAUUCACCAUUUUGGCAUACAGUAAUAUUAACAGUCAUGAUUACUACUCACGACUUGAUUCAUUUAUUUGUUAACUAAACAAGUAAAACUUAUGGCGGUUUGUUAUAACGUUUAUAAUUUAGACUUCAGAAUAAUCAACACACCACUGAUUUGUGUGGGAAUGCGUAUUGAUUCGAUUACAUAUCCCUAUUUAACGGUGAUUCGGUGUUAUAUAUCUGAUUUGCAAGUAUAAUUAGUUUAUUUUCAGUUUAGUGUGAACAUGUGUGCUUUUAUUCAUUAAUUAUUACCUAUGGUGACAAGUUUACCUAAAAGAAAUCUCAUAACUUUGGUCAUUUGCUCCAUUUGUUUGAUUAUGAAUAUAACCGCUUGCUAUGACUACGCAUAUAACUGACCUAAUUAUUAUGUAGUGUUUUUUCUGUACACGAUGUCAGUGAGAAGUUAUUUUGAACAAACUUGUCACGUGAUAGUCAUUUGGAGUUUGUUUGCUUAGUACGUUUUUACAACUUCAGUCAAUCAGUUAUAUUUAGCGCGGAACCCGAUUUUUUCUUAAUGAGUAAAAAUUUCACGCAUAAACUCCUUCUCUGCAAGCGAGCGUGCUCGUUUAGAUCGUGAAAUAUCUAUAUUAAGACAUGUUAAACAUCCUGGAAUUAUAAAACUUUUAUCUGUUGCUGAAUCACCAAAAGUUAUCUUCCUCAUAACUGAAUUAUGUGAAGGCAAUUCACUAGAUCAUUAUAUGAAACAACUACCAGAAAAUACUGGGCUACAAGAAUAUAUUGUGGUAGCUAUUGUAAAGCAAAUAGCUUCAGCUUUAUCUUAUUUGCAUAAUCGAGGUAUUGUACAUAGAGAUUUAAAACCUGGAAAUAUUAUGUUAUUAAACAAAGUAGAAUUAGAUUUUCGUACUAUACCUCCGGUGAACUUUAAGUCAAAUUUUAAAUAUUCAUCGGACAGUAGAAUAAUUUCUUUCGAUUCUCUUAUUAAGCAUCAAAAACCUGAAAAUGAACACAUCGAGGUGCAUAAUGACUCGUGUUCCAGUCACAGUGGUACACGAUCAGAAAUAACAACGACGAAAACAAUAACAACUGAAACAAUAUGUUCAUCUGUAUUUACUCGAAAUAAAUCAGUAAAUUCAAGCACAAAACCAUUGCCUGUUUGCUGUAGACAUGAUUCUACAUUAUUAGAAUGUAAUACAAAAACAAAUCACAAUUCAGACAUCCAACCUAGAAUCCCAUCAUUUCAACUUGGUGAUAAUUAUUGUAUAAAUGUUGAAAAUAAAUAUCCACCUAAAGAAUUACAAACGAAAUUAAUUGAUUUUGGCUUAGCCAUAGAAGUACGCAAAAGUGAAGAAGUAUUAGCUAAUCCAUGUGGUACACUAUUGUACAUGGCACCGGAAGUAUUGAAUGGACGAUCAUAUACACGUCAAUGUGACUUAUGGAGUUUAGGUGUCAUUAUCUUUAUAUUAUUAACAAAUCAAACACCAUUUAAUUCACAAAAUGAAAAACAGUUAAUCAAUGAAUUAAAUCAACCUAAUAUACAAAAGAUAAUAGAAAAAUUAGGCAAUUAUAUAACAUCAUUAUGUAAAGAAUGUUUAAUACGUUUAUUAACUGUUGAUCCAGCUUAUCGUUUAACCGCUAAUCAACUUCUAAUUGAUCCAUGGUUAUCAUUUUAUCCAGUAUAUAAUUCAAAUGAAAUAGUGAAUAAUAAUUUGAAUGCAUCUAAAAAAGAAAAGGAAUAUGAACAAAUGAAUUUAUCAACAAUUCAUUCACUUAAUAAUUUGCCUGGAAAUUCUAUCACAACAUCUUGUAGUAGUAUUAGUAAUAUUAACAAAUGUGUUUCUAGACCAUCAUCAUUUUCUAGUUUCAAGACAACUGAUACGUAUUCUACAACGAAUGUACUUGAAUUAAUGAAACAAUAUCAUAAAGAAUUGAAUAAUUGUAAGCAAAAUGUUGAGAAGGUGAAUCAAUAAGGAUGUCUAUAAUUGACAUCAUAAAUAUCAAUUGAUCAAUAAAAUGUAAUGAUUAUUAUUAAAGAUUAUUCAAUUUAUUAUUAUCAUUAUUAUUGGUCUAUUUGAAUAUUGUUUAAUGCAUAGAAGGAUUUCUUUUUAAAGUUGAAUUUUAGUGAAUUUACUUUCAAUGUCCAAUGAGAAUUUAUUUUUACAAAAUCGAUCAAAUUGUAAAUGACUUGUAAUAUAAAAUUUCUAUUCAACUGGUUGAGUUACAUUUGUUGUAACGUUUCAAUUUAUUUUUAGAUUUAUCAAAUACUAAUUUAUAUAUAUAUAUAUAUCUUCAUCAUGAAGGGAAUUUCAAUGUUCUCCCAGUUUUUUUUAUCUAUUUAUUUAUUUGUUUAUAAAUUUCAAUGAAACAAGAAUAACAACUGUAGUAGAAUAUAAAUGAUAAUUUAUUCAUUUCAGAA